GACGAUGCAAACCGGAAGUCAUGUUGUGGCAGCUAGCGAAUAGGUCUCCGUUAGAUUAGCUAGCUAGCAGUUGAGUUUAUCUUCUUGUUAUCCAGCUAAUUUACUAUCGUUUUGUUUUUGUGACGUAGCUAACUCUCCGGAGACAUGGACACCACACUGUUUCAGCUGAGGUCGUUUGUUCAUCAGCGGCUGUACAUAGCGGCAGAGGAGAUCCUCGGAGAGGUGGAGAAAACUAUAACGUUAGCUUUGUACGAAGCCGAAGUUAGUCAAACUAAACAGGAGGUUGGAAGUCUGCGACAUCAGCUAACGAAAGACCUUCGAAAGAAAUCAGCUGCAGAGCCUCCAAUGACCAACAGCACAGUGGAACGGGGAGAUGAAUGUGAUGCCCCGCUGCUGCAGGAGAACACUGGUCCCUCAACACCAGAAAAGUCCAACUUCAGUCUUGGUGCUGAGGUGCCGGGACCCUCUCAAAUCAGUGCAGAUCCGGACAAUAAUAACUGGAACUACUGCUUGGUUCAGACAGACUUCAAGAUGUUAGAGAUAAAAGAAGAACAGGAGGAACUUGGGGAUGACAGUCAAACACAAGAGAUGGUUUUUCCUUCUCCCGAAAUUGUGAAAAGCGAGCAAGAUCAGCCAGAGACAGAACUAUCAUAUGAAUUGCAGCCAGUUUCUUCAGACUGCUCUGCAGCUCAGAGUGAGAACAAUGACAGUGAUGAGGAGUUGGUUACCAGCAAAGAAGAACAGACCAUAACAAUGAAAAGGAAAGGAAAGAUGUUGCAUGGACAAAGUGGCAACGUUAAUGAGAAGGCAGCAUUGCCUCAUGACAAAAGUUCUGCUAAAAGUGAAAAGGAACGCGGUUUUUGCCAUUUUUGUGGGAAGGGAUUUCAGUACAUUGGCUCUUUGAUGAAGCACAUAAAAACGCAUGAGAACAAUUUUGAUUGCACGGUUUGUGCGAUGACAUGCCAGUCAACAGAGCAGCUGAUAACUCAUCUGAAAAGUUUUCAUAACAAAACACAUUUUUGUGACGUUUGUGGCAAGACUUUUGCCAAUAUCCGUCGUCUCCGGCUGCAUGAAAAAAUACACACAGGCAUAAAAGAGUUUGUCUGUCAAGAAUGUGGUAAGACAUUUUACCGAAAAGAACAUCUGAUUGUGCAUGUGAGAACCCAUUCUGGGGAGAAACCUUAUCACUGUGAUAUUUGUGGAAAAUCAUUCAGUCAGAGCCAGAACCUUACAAUUCAUAAAAGAAGUCAUUCAGGGGAGAGACCGUAUCAAUGUGGCCUGUGUGGCAAACUUUUUAAUACUAGCAGUCAUCUCAAAACACACAUGAGAUACCAUUCAGGAGAAAAGCCGUAUUCAUGUGAUAUUUGUGGUAAACAUUUUCGCCAAAGCGGACAGAUGACUAGACAUAGGACCACACAUACAGGAGAAAGGCCAUAUGGCUGCCAUGUGUGUGGUAUGAGAUACAGGUUUGCACCUAAUCUGAAGGUGCACCUUCAAAUUCAUGAAAAGGCAGCCUCUGAGUGAAAAAAGUUACAUAACCAGACGGCCAUCUCAGAGCUCAAUGACAAAUCAUAUGUAUCGGUAAGUUGGAUUUAGAGAGAGUAAUUGAAAGAGCUACUUUACUUAUCAGAAAAAAACACAAUUUAAAUUAGGGCUGGACCCGAAUAUUCGUUCGGUGGGUUGGUAUUCGAUUUGAAAAUUUGACAUUCGAAUAUUUGUUUUUUUUUUGCACAACCUGGCAUCCCCCUCCAAACGGUUCUCAUUCGCGCUUGAAUAUGUUCGAAAUAUAAUACUCUCUUUUACAAUUUUCUUAUAUAGCCUAGCCAUUUUAAUAGGAUGGACAACCCAACCUCAUUAUACUUAAUAAAUAUAUUUGCUUCUUCUUGGACUACUAAAGUGUUCCUGCAACGGGAGUAUUCUCUGGCUAGAGCGCAGAACAGCGCAGUUUGCAUGGACAGAAGUGCAUGCCUGAGUUUGUAUUUUGGCUUAAGCUGCGUUGCUUUGACAUUGUGGAAAAUAAAAUAAUAGAAACAAAAUGUAUUAUCCUUUUUAACCCGUUAUCAAUCUAAAUUAAUCUACUGCGAAAUAUAGGAGACUUUGAGAUUUUACUGGGACGUCACGUCACAUGCCCCAGUUAAAACGGCCAUGAGUUGAACGUCAUUACUGUCACGAUUCAGCGAAAAGAAGACAAAAAUGCCGAAGACUUCAUCUGUGUGGGAGAACUUUAAAUUAAGUUAGGACAAGACAAAGGCAAAGUGUCAAAUAUGCAAAUCAAAAAACUUUGACCAGACCAGACUGCAGAGCAGCAUCUCUGGAGCUGUGCUUUUUUCACAGUUAAUGUCUGUUUUUUUGUAUGCUGUUUUGUGUAAUUUGUUUUAAUGGUAAAACCAAAUUUCCACAUGGGGGGACAAUAAAGUUUAUUAAACUAC
Perca fluviatilis (European perch) is the source of this 2429-nucleotide messenger RNA. RefSeq names its product zinc finger protein 724-like. The transcript is spliced from 2 exons. Gene Ontology annotation, cellular component: nucleus. NCBI's taxonomy places the organism in Eukaryota, Metazoa, Chordata, Actinopteri, Perciformes, Percidae. Gene Ontology annotation, molecular function: RNA polymerase II cis-regulatory region sequence-specific DNA binding; DNA-binding transcription factor activity, RNA polymerase II-specific. The record is from RefSeq and is a predicted model, not a curated record. Gene Ontology annotation, biological process: regulation of transcription by RNA polymerase II. Bases 145 to 1524 code for a protein of 459 amino acids.